UCAUUUGUUGAGGACACCCCAGACGGAAACAUCGGGAGAGACAACAAACACGUCGGUAAUUGACACACCAACGUCAACAUGAAGGGUUUUAUGCUUAUGUUCAUGGGAAUAGGCCACCUUUAUGAAGCAUUUGCUGUGACUCACUCUCUGGAGCAUUUCUACACUGCAUCUUCUGAAUUACAUAACUUCCCAGAGUUUAUGGUUGUGGGGAUGGUGGAUCGUGUUCAGAUGGUUCACUACGACAGCAACAUCCAGAAAGUGGUGCCCAAAAAGGACUGGAUGAAGCAGACAGACACAGAGUUCUGGGAGAAGGAGAGAGAGAAUUUCUUUUAUUCCCAGCAGUCAUUCAAAGCUGAAAUCGCUAAUCUAAAGCAGCAUUUUAACCAAAGUGGAGGAGUCCACAUUCUCCAGUACAUGUAUGGCUGCUCACGGGAUGAUGAGACUGAACAGACAGAGAGGUUUGGACAGCUGGGUUAUAAUGGGGAGAACUUCCUUGAGUACGACAUGAAGACAUUAACUUGGAAAUCUCGUAAACAGCAAGCUCAUUUCAUGCAGGAUGAGUGGAACAGUGACAUCAGUAGACUGGACUUCUGGAAGAACUACUUCUCCCAGACCUGCAUUGAUUGCCUGAAGAAGCAGGUGGACAAGGGGAAGAGCACUCUAAUGAAGACAGUCCCUCCCUCAGUGUCUCUGCUCCAGAAGACCCCCUUCUCUCCAGUGACCUGCCACGCUACAGGUUUCUACCCCAGAGGAGUCACGGUGUUCUGGCAGAAAGACGGACAAGAUCCCCAUGAAGAUGUGGAGAAUGGAGAGACUCUCCCGAACGAUGAUGGAACCUUCCAGAAAAGCACCCACCUCACAGUGACGCCUGAGGAGUGGAAGAACAACAAGUAUCAGUGUGUGGUUCAGGUCACUGGUAUCAAGGAGGUCUUCAUCAAGGUUCUGACUGAGUCUGAGAUUCAGACCAACUGGGAGGACCCAGCCCCCAACAUUAUCCUCAUCAUUGGAGGGGUGGUAGCUCUCCUCCUGGUUGUUGUUGGGGUCGUUGUUGGGGUCGUCAUUUGGAAGAAGAAGAGUAAGAAAGGGUUUGUUCCAGCCAGCACUUCUGACACUGACUCUGACAACUCUGGGAAAGGUGUCCAGAAGACUUGAGAAACUUCUGCACUUCUGUAACAUCAGCCUAUAUUUGAUAUACUCUAUCUAGUGCCCACACAGAUAUGUGUAUAUAUAAUAUACUGUACAUAUCUGUCCAAAAUAUUCUCUGGGGAUUUAAUUGAAAACUUUUACUUUCAUUUAAUCCUUGGUUUGGCUUUUUAAAAGUUGUGCUGUAAUCUUGUUUAAUUAUGUAAUAUAAUAUUGCCACUGUGUGAUAGACUUAUCUCAGUCUCACAGGUAUAAUCAAAUUGAUGGAACACCAUGAAACUGUGUUUCUGGAUAUGAUUAGAUUGUUGAGAUGUUAAAUUAGAAUAACAGAAGUUCAAAUCCUAAGUGAAGCCACCAAAACAAUCACAUUUAAAAUAUAUGGAUUUAAACUGGGGAAAAACUCAAUUAUUUUGUUUGAAUGUGUAGUGUAGCAGCACAUGUUUUGGUGGUAUAUGAUACAGUAAUUGUGUGAAGUUAGUGUGAGCAAAGUUAUAACAUGUUUAAUUGUAUAACUAUAAGCCAGACCAGGCCUGUCCACGUGUUCCAUUUUUCUCUUUUCUCAAAGGUGGCUUUAUUUUUCUAGCGUUUUAAAAAUGUUAUGAUACGUUUGAUUUAUGAUGGGGCGUAACACUUUUUCACUACACAUUCUGUAGAAAUAAGUUGGUGAAUAAGUGAACAUGUAUUUUAUUGGAAGUGUAAAUGUGAUCCAUUUAACAGACGCAUAAUCAACCAGCCAAACAAGACCAAUUAGAGACCAAAUGCAUGCAUUCUGUAAUAAUGUUCUUACACUUCUCAAAGUCCACAGAAUUGAAAUGAAAGUGUCAUACUGGGCCUUUUAAGAAUGUUUGCAGAAAGAUAUGUUCUAAACAGCGAAGGACUUGAAGUGGAACAAAAUAAUUGUGUAUAUGGUAUAUGGGCUUAAGAAGAAGUCAUAUAUAUUUUGAUGACCUGUAUGAAAAAUGAUGGGGUGACAGGUAGCCUGGCGGUUAAGAGCGUUGGGCCAGUAACCAAAAGGUAAGUUGCUGGUUAGAAUCCCACAGCCGACAAGGAGAAAAAUCUGUCAACGUGCCCUGGAGCAAAGGCACAAACAUAAUGUCUCAUGUAAAUCGUUCUGGAUAAAAGUACCUGAUAUGUAAAUGUUUUAAUAAAAUGCUUCUUAGAAAGGGGGUCAUUUCUACACUGUUUGAGUACCGGCACCUAUUUCAGUCCAAGUCAAGCAAUGGCUGUAAACAACAAAGGGCAUAAAUAAAUAGGUGUCGAUACUAGUUUGAGUGCGGUACUGUUGACGUUUAGGUGUAGGAGUUCUAAAAUUAUUUUGUAACGAUAUGAUGGGCUUUUGAAUAAAGGUAAUUCUAGACA
Messenger RNA from Oncorhynchus nerka (sockeye salmon), 2502 nucleotides. Its product is annotated as BOLA class I histocompatibility antigen, alpha chain BL3-7-like. The coding region runs from base 79 to 1152 and encodes 357 amino acids. Gene Ontology annotation, biological process: immune response. The record is from RefSeq and is a predicted model, not a curated record. Lineage: Eukaryota; Metazoa; Chordata; Actinopteri; Salmoniformes; Salmonidae. Gene Ontology annotation, cellular component: external side of plasma membrane. The transcript has 7 exons.